GGAGUUCCACACUUUGAGACACAAGAUGGCGGUACAGUAGUCAAACGAGGCCGGCCACCUUCAGCUGAUAGAACCCCAGAAGAAGAAGAGGAGGCAACAGUCAAGGGAGAAGAAGGAGGAGGCGGAGGGGGUUUGAUAUUUUUGUUCGACUGGGAGCUCCCGCUUACGGGACAGGUAAAUGCCGACGAUCGCCCGGCGUAACCACCGAGCUCGCGAACAUGUCAGCGGGGUCAAACUGCCAAAUGUACGAAAUGGCUCGUAAGUAACAUAUAUGUCAGCGCCUGUUGUUCGCCAUCGUCACACGCCCGCCUGGACGUCACCGAGCAGCGGCGGCUUGCUUUGCCGCCAGCUGUCACCCAGCCACCGAGCAGCUCGCGAGGGGCGGGCUUGUUUGGCUCAUCACUGACAGCCGCAGUGUAGCCAGCCCUGCCCCGAUUUAGCUUACUGGGGAAACCGGAGUGCGGACUGCGGGUACACCGUUAUCCAUUGUGUCGCCGAGGAGCAAGUCCUAUCAGGAUGUCACAUCUUUUAGAUUCUGCAUCACCUCUUUGAGAAGCUGUUAGUACCAGGUGAACCCCGGAGCCAAGUUGCACGGAUAUACAGUAAAUCAAACUCAACCCUCCUGAUAAUGAGGUACUCGAGAGGGUGAAGAUAAUGCUUAGACAUGAUGCCCUGUGAGACCCAUGUGUUGCUCAAGUGGCAGGAACACCUCAACAGCUCCUGGGCGGCGGAGGACAGUCUGCAGACGGCCACCAGGCAUGGGGCAGCCACACUCUACAGCAGGCUCCUUCACAACAAGGAGGUAGUGAGUCUGGCCCAGCCCAUCCAGGAACUGGUAGGGCCUCGGCUGCCCGACUUUGAGUGUGAGUCCUGCGCUGCUGCGGAGAAGGAGGAGUAUCUUUCAUCGCUGCUGCAGAGUCAAAGAUGGCUGGCUCGCCGCCUGCUGACACAGACCCGCUACACACAAGGUCUCCACCACAGGCUAGUGGCUCUGCAACGGAUCUUCUACGCUAUUCACACCAAAUACCACGACAACUUCCGUGUGCCGCUUCCCUCUCAGGCCGUAGAGAGCGGUGGGGAAUGUGGGGAUCUUGAGCUGGCCUCUAAGCCCUGCUUGGCAGGAGGUCUGCCUAAGGUCAAGUCAGGGAUGGAUGUUCUGAUCGAGAUGGGUGUGAGGACAGGUUUGAGCCUGCUCUUCUCACUGCUGCAGCAGAACUGGAGGUAUGCUGCCUCUAUGCAUCCCGAGUCAGUGCUGUGCAACGAUGUAUUGGCCACUGCCUCCUCUGUGCUGACAUCCCUACCACCGCUCUCCCUGGCCAACGAGAGCAAGAUCCCCUCAGUUGGGCUUGACUGCCUGGCGCAGGUGGCUGACUUUCUGAAGAAGACAUCUGCAAGCAGCGGCAGUGGUGGUGCUGACUUGACAGGUCGAAGGUUGGCGCUAGAGUUACUUCUUGGUUUAGCAAUGCAGAGAGGCUCACUCAAGUUUCUCCUGGAGUGGGUGGAGGUGGCUUUAGCGACUUCCAUAUCCUCGUGCGCCUCCACGCUGUCUUCCCCCUCCACACUCGGCUCACAGCAAGCAGCUGGUGUGGGAUUUGAUUUCAUCCAUCAAACUCUCCUUCAGAUGAGACAGUUUUCGGGUUUUCGUGGAGACACAGUCAGUACGCCUGUGCUCCAGAAGGACACAGAUGGACUUUGCCGACUCUCCCAGGCAGCUCUCUGCAUCUUUGAGGAGAUCUGUAAUCUGGCAUCCUACUGCCUGUGCUCGUGCAGUGCCGACGCAGAGCCUCCCGUUGUAGACUGCGAUGCUGUGGUGGUGUAUGUGUGGGGCAGCAACAGCAGUCAUCAGCUGGCGGAAGGAACACUGGAGAAAAUCCUGCUGCCCAAACCCACGCAAGGCUUCAGUGAUGCCCAAAUGAUUGAGGCCGGCCAGUACUGUACCUUCUCCGUGUCCGCGGAUGGCGCUGUGAAGGCUUGUGGUAAAGGCAGCUAUGGCCGCCUUGGCCUAGGUGACUCCAACAACCAGUCUAUGCCCAAGAAACUGGUGCUGGAGCCCCACAGGAACAUGAAGAAGGUGUCCUCCUCCAAGGGAUCUGAUGGCCAUACCUUGGCCAUCACCAUGGAGGGAGAGGUGUUCAGCUGGGGUGAUGGAGAAUAUGGGAAACUGGGCCACGGCAACAGUGCUACGCAGAAAUAUCCCAAAAUCAUCCAAGGACCACUGUCGGGCAAAGUUGUUGUGUGCGUGUCUGCUGGCUACAGGCACAGUGCAGCUGUGACCAAUGACGGAGAACUUUACACAUGGGGUGAAGGGGACUUUGGCAGACUUGGCCAUAGUGACAGCCUCAGCCGCAACAUGCCCACACUGGUAAAGGACAUCAGCGGCGUCGGGAUGGUGGCGUGCGGCAGCUCGCACACGAUUGCUGUUGCGCAAGAUGGACGCACUGUGUGGUCCUUUGGAGGAGGGGACAAUGGUAAACUCGGCCACGGCGACACCAACCGCGUGUACCGGCCCAAGAUCAUUGAAGCCUUGCAUGGAUGCAUCAUCCGGAAAGUGUGCGCUGGGAGUCAGUCAUCUCUAGCGCUCACCUCUGCAGGACAGGUUUUCGCAUGGGGCUGUGGCUCGUGUUUAGGCUGCGGCUCCUCUGAGACCACCUUCCUAAGACCCCGAUUCAUAGAGGAACUGAGCUUCACCAAAGUCAUUGACAUCUCUUGCGGAGAUAGCCACUGCCUAGCGUUGUCACAUGAAAAUGAAGUGUACGCCUGGGGCAACAACACCAUGGGCCAGUGUGGGCAAGGCCAUACCUCCACCCCUGUUACCAAACCCAAAAAGGUGCUUGGGCUUGAGGGGGUGUCCAUUCAGCAGAUCACGGCAGGAACUUCCCACAGCUUGGCUUGGACUGCGGUACCAACCGAUAGGCAGCUGGUGGCAUGGCACAGGCCUUUCUGUGUGGACCUGGAGGAGAGUACCUUCACUUACCUGCGCAGUUUCCUCGAAAGCUACUGCGACGGGAUCGAGAAUGAUGCCCCACCGGCGCCAUUCUUAACCAAACGGGAACAUCAUCAGUUCAUUUUGCUGUGCAUGAAGCUGCUCUCCGUCCAUCUGUCACUGGCUCAUGCUGGGGGAACCGGUGCUAUGGUGUUGGGGGCCCAGGGCAGGCCCCUCAGAAACCUGCUGUUUAGACUCAUAGACACCAACAUGCCCGACUCCAUACAACAGGCCGUUAUGAACACGCUCUCCAUUGGCGCCUCGCUACUGCUGCCUCCUCUGAGGGAACGCACAGAGCUGCUCCUCUCCCUCCUACCUCAGGGCCCACAGAGUCUAAAUGUCCUCUCCAAAGGUCAACGUCUGCAGUUGGACAUGGUCCUCAGCAGCCUUCAGGACCAGAGUCACAUGGCAUCUCUGCUAGGCUACAGCAAUUUCGGGGAUGUGACAAACCUUGCACCACCUCUGACACCUGCCACGUCCACACAAGCGCCCUCCUCCUCUUCUUCCACAUCUGAAGCAUAUGACCAAUUUCACUUAGCAGAGGUGUUGCUCAGGACCCUUCUGCUAAGUAUUGGCUUUUACACGGAGCAAGCAUUUGGGGAAUUGGAGAAAAACAGUGAUAAGCUUCUGUCAAGUGAUCGUCAACGAGAUGUAGAGGCUCCAUCGCACUUUCACCAGCUUCUUUCUGGACUUCACAAACACAUGCUGGCCCAUUGCUACAUCCACUUCAGCUCUGAGGGGUUGCCACAGUGUGACAUCUCGGAUGAACGGUCAUAUUUGUUUGGCACAGUUUUUACGCCGGAUGCCCUUCCUGACGCAACCCCUCUGGAUGACAGCAGCGUAAAAUUACUUGGUGAGCAUCUGCACUUGAUGCUCUCCUGCGCUGCAGAGACACUCAGGAGAGCCGCCAAGUUGCUGAAGGAGAGCUUCAUCGACAAGCAGAUGAUGAGAAAGCUGCACACGGUGCUAUACAACUCCAUGGCAGGGAGCCUCCUGUGUCAGAUCAUGUACUCGCUGCUGCUGCUGCCCCUCAGUACAGUCCACCCCCUCCUUGGCCAUCUGGUGGACUUGCUGGAGGAUCUGGACAGUUUCAACAGGUUGCUGCCAGAGACGAGCCUGCUUGAGGAGCAGGAGCUGGAGGUCGAGGCCUCAACAGUCCCCUCAGAUGAAAGUGGACAUCAGGAGGAGUUUGAGUGCAUGUGGCUUUGGCUGCUGGAUCUGGAGCGUUCCGUAGCGUUAGCUGUUGGACGCUGCCUUGGUGGGAUGUUGCAAGGCCUGCCACCCUCCUCCCAGGAAAGAACCUCAGAAUUCUGGUUAUCCAAUGUUCUCCUUCGAAACGGCCUUGAGAUGGACUAUGAAGAGCUGGACUCUAGCAUGGCAUGGCUUUCAGAGGCGGUGCUGCUGGGCGGUAGCGAUUCAAAGCUGUCCGAGCUGCACCUCAAUCAGGAAUCACUGACAUUACUGGAGGUGGCGCUGGGAUCCUCCAGAGGACCCGCUGGGUGCCUACUGCAGAAAAUGGGGGAGUACGCACUCAGCAGAGAGUGGGAGAGUGAAGGAUCAUCGGGGGAUACUUUGCUGGAGGCUGUCUGUCGCUGCUGCUUGGCAGCACUUCUGAAGCACACAGGGAUACCAGAUCAAGCUUAUUGGCAGGACAGAUAUGAGCCCUGUGAGAUGCUGCUAGACAUCUUUGAAAGUGUCUAUAAAAUCAGAAUCUCUCUAUUGGCCCAUAAAAAUUCUCCGAGGACUUCACAGGUGCUUGCCACUGCCAAACAGUGUCGGAGUACAGAUGCAGAAGAGCCAGUAGCAACUGUGGUGAAGGAAAGUGAGCGGUUGUCUGCGGGUCAGUGCAGCCGGGAAGUUCAGGUGCCUCCACCUCCUGAAGCCAACCACAACCAGGACCAAGACGACGCAGUGGAGGAGCCAUUGGACAGCAAUCGCAUAGAUCUUACAGAGGUCCUGGAGUCCUUCAUGGUGACCCGCGAGGCCAUGCAGGUGCAACAAAACACGACUGUGUACGAGUCCUUUGGGACCUCCACCCUGCCUGGCACCAUGGAGAAUGUGGCCAGCCCCCAUAGGGAGCUGGAUCCCACACAGCAGUGGGACAACCGGAGGGAGUCGGAGGAAGAGAACUUGCCUUUCCCCUCCACCUGCCGUCAACUCGUCUCCCGUUGCCUCUUCCUACUGUUGGGAGUUUGUCCUGCCUGGGUGGACCCUGGUGAGAGGGAAGAGAGUCAGGGAGUGAAUACCAGCACAAGGACAGCUAAAGAGCCCUUUGGCAUCAGAAAGCAGUUUGACCAAUCAAAGAGCUCCUUGGGAUCAUACAAGAACAAAAUGGGCUUGCCUCUCUGCUCUUUGGAUGUCAUGAAAGACGCUUGGGAUCGACUGCGUCAGUGCAUCAGCCCGACUUCUCCGGUUGUGGCCCACUUCGGCAACAACACACAGCUGAUCCUGGACCAGACUCUCCAGUUUGUGUGUGGGAACAUUCUCCAGUUUACAACGCCGACCUGUGAGGCCGAUCCCAAAGCCAUAGCCUUUGCCAUCUUGCAACAGCAGCACAGGGUGGAGAUGCGCCUGGAGGCAUUCCAUCAAAUGUCAUCAUUCCUGUCCAAAAUGGAGGAGAAGGGCGGCUCUCCUCACUAUCCCGCCUUAUUGCAGUCGGUGCAGCUCCAGUUCCUGUCUGGAUGCUUCGCCUUGGGAACUCAAAUUAUGGGCUCCCUUGCAGGCGCUCAUUACGAGAUGAGCCAUUACACGAAUGGGACUCAUUCCGCUGCUAUUGACAAGCAAAGGGAGUUGCAAUGUGCAGCACAGGGUUUCUACCAACAAGUGGUGCACAUCCUCAGACAGAGAGUCCUCCAUGAAAGAAAACAUCCAGGUUCAUGCCAGCACCUCCUCCUGGCUACCAUGUUUGCGCUGAACUUCAGUUACAAGCCAGCAGACCUGGUGCUGGUGGUCAAGCGCGGCAUCCUAGAGCUGCUCUGUAUGCUGACCGACAACAGCUGCGCCCUAAUGACCCAGGGAUGGCUCGCCGUUUCCACAUCGGGAUGUAUGCUGCCGAGUGGUGCUGUCAAGUUGGCAUGUACACGCAUGCUGCAGAUCCUUGCAGUUGCUUCCAGAUCCUGCGAGGAUCUGCUCCCUCUCGAGAUUUCCCAUGCACUCAUGGAGGUCAUGUGCAAGCACCUACAAAACAUCCUGCACACAUUCCAACAGCAGCAAGCGGCCGAGAGAGCAAAGAUGGAGACCACCGCGCAAGAGUGGGAUAGCUUAAAAGGAUCAGAAAGUAGCCGAGUUCUUGAAUGUCAGCUUGCCGACUUCUUGGUAUUCCUCAGGCGGGUAUUGUCUUUACGAGUGAUGACAACCCUCUCCUCAUUCAUCAAGUGGGUGGACCCGCUCAUGGCCAUUAUUUCCUACAAGUGCUCUUUAGGAUCACCAUGCUUCCAGAACCUUCGCACAAAGCUUUUGGCCUUCCAUGUUUUAGAACGACUGUUGCCUGCUUGUUCUGAGCCUGAAUAUGUUCAAAAGAUUGUCAAACAACUCUUUCAGCUGAUGUCUGUUUACAUGUGGGAGGAGCCUCUGGCCGAGACAGCCCACGAGGAGACGACUGUAAAUGAUUCUGAGAAUCAUGGUGGCAAUGAUGAAUGUAUUCCAAUCGGAGAUUUUUCCUUCGACCCACAUAAGAUAUCGUGCUGCUCUCUGGAGAGUGGGAAUGUCCUCUCUCAUGGCACGGGUGGAAAAGGUUACGGUCUGGCGACCACAGCCAUCACCUCUGGGUGUUUCAUAUGGAAGUUCGACAUCACCAAAGAACACAGAGGCAACGAGGGCACGUGCGUGGGCGUGUCGCGUUGGCCUGUCCACGAUUACAACCAUCACACCACCACUGACAUGUGGCUAUACCGUGCCUACAGUGGCAACCUUUACCACGGAGGGGAGCUGGUCCGCACACUCCCGUCCUUCACUCAAGGGGACACCAUCACCUGCAUCCUGGACAUGGAGGCUCACACAGUGUCGUUCUCUAAAAACGACAAGGAGCCAAAGUUGGCUUUUGAAGGUGUGGUUGCUUCUGAGCUGUACCCUUGUGUGUUAUUCUACAGCAGCAAUCCUGGAGAGAAGGUGACACUGGGGGACCUCCAAAUGCGAGGCAUGCCCAGCAACCUUCUUCCCGGCGAGCCGCUGUGCAGCCCGCAAAGCACCACCCUCAUUGAGUGCACAGUGCAACUCCUGCGCCGGCUGCACCUGUGUGACCAGUGGACGCCGCACAUCAACCAGUACAUCCAUGCCAACCUAGAGCUCAUCGGUCCCUUGCUGAAGGAGGACCACUUGGCAGGCCUCACAGCAGGUGGACAUGCAUCAACAGGUCUCCAACCAACUGCUAAGCAAAAUGACGGUGAUAAAGAUCCAUCUGAAGAUAACUCUCAUCGAAGCCUUUUAUCAGAGUCCAAGCUAACUGCUUUGUGCACGGAAGUGUGGCCCGUUCUGGCAUUGAUUGGAGGUGUGGAUGGCGGUCUCCGGGCUGGAGGCUUGUGUCUCCACAAGCCCAGCGGGCGCAGGGCUGUUCUGUUGGGGGUCCUGAAAGAAAGGAGCUCGGUUGCUAAGCUGCAGUGGGAGGAGGCUGACCUGUCAAUUAGCUCCGUGAAUUCUUGGUCACCCAGUGACACGCCCAUCUCCUCGUUGGAGCCCUGCAACGUGACUUGCUGUGACGUAGCACGACUAGGAGGCCUUAAACCGUCGGUGCUGCUGGACCUGAUUUAUCUAAUGGGGCUGCUGGAGGAGCGGGGCUGGCUCUCAGCUCAUGCAAUAGCGGCUGAGAAAUUGUCACAGGAGAGCCUGGCGAACGGCGAGAUCCAGUAUUGCUUGGAAGAGCGAGAUGUUCUCGCCGGCUUAGCGGAAGAGGAUAGGAAGAAGGUUGAAGAUGAUGGGAAAGGGACCGCCAAAGAUAUAAAGGUCCAAGAGGAGACAACCGGACUGCGACAAAUGUCUCAAACCAAAAAGAACCCUUCAAUCUUGGAGGUCAGAGCCAUCAAAGUCUCCUACCUUCUCACUGGGGCCUUGAAAUCCCUCGCUGUCAUUUUCAGCUGCGAGAAGUUGUCAGAUUUGCUCUCUGGAGGUAAGCCAAAUGCCACCUUGUCAAGUCCCAGCUCAGACCAGGACAAAGAGGAUGAUAGUGGUGACGAGCAAUGGGACGAGAGUGCAGAGCUGAGGUCCGUCCUGCAGUAUGUCGUGCAGAACAUGGUGAAGUGGGCUGUCCGACCUUGUCCCAUAAAGCAGAGAGUGUCUCUGACUGACCUGGAAAGGGCUCAGGUCAUGAUCUACAAAGGCGCAUUGAAUCGACUGCAGAAUAAAGAACGAAAAGAAGUCGGCCACCACUCGGCCUCCCAGCCCGUUUCCAAGUCCUCCAGCUCAGUCUCUUUGUACAGUGUCGGCUCGGAAGGCACUGCCAUCUUCAGUCAGUCCAACCGAGCCUCGGCAUCGUCUUCCAACACAGAGCUGGCCUCUUCACUGCCAACCAACCUGCAGGCGGAUGGUCUUGAUCAAUUUAAUGCUUUCCUACCCAUCAGCCUCCUUCAACACAUGGUGCUAACUCGCUUCCCCACACUCACUGGGGUGGUAAGUGCCCCCCCUGUGCUGCAUCCUUGCUUCAGCCUGGCUAGUUCGGCCUCGUGCGACGCCUUCACCGAGCAGCAAACCAGCUUCAUGGAACCUGGUCCAUGCAGUACGCAGGCCAGAAGCAGCCUGGAGCGGACACAAAUGUUUGUCACCAGCCGAUUGCUAGAAAUGGGAUUCACUAUGAGACAUAUCUACUCUGCCAUGGAGGCAGCAGAUGUAGCGGGUGAGCUGGACUCUCGGACGAUUGAGGUGUUAGCCAGCUGGAUGCUAGAGCACCCCCUGAUGGAGGAGCAGCAGAUAGCGGAGUUGCCCAGGCAAGAGGGUGAGCCCGACACGCCGUCUUCCGAUGGGCCCGAAACAGUGCAGUGCCCGGAACGCCCCGUGAGUCAACCCACCGAGAGCUUGCUGCCAGGUCUGGACUGGAUUGAGCGAGAGAACUUCUUAGAUGUCCACCUGACAAGGAACAGACCUCCUCCGGCAAGGCGGCACCGUUCAGGCCCAACUCAGAGGACAUCUUUUCGGAGGGCAGGAAUUCCCGUCUCUUCAGAUUUGCCAUCACCCAACCCCAUUCCACAGCUGUACCAGCAGAACCCAGGCGAUUGGCCAGAAUAUGUGGAGUUUCACCCCUUCUCCACAGAGGAGGAGUCUGAGCUAGGUUACAUGGAUGACGUCUAUCAUGAUGAGACCUAUGAGGACCUGCUCACCCCUUUCUUCAGUCUUGAGAGGGAUACUCUUCACAUAGUGGAGAGCGGCGAAGAACACAGUCCGAUGGUGAAAUGUGAGCUGUGCAACACCCUCACCCUACAGUUCAAUAAUCACAUCAAGCGCCGGCAUCCCGGCUGCGGCCAGAGCGCUGCGCGCAAGGGCUACGACAGCACUGGUGCCUAUGUGGAUGUCUGGUUUAAAGGGGAGUGUGGCUCCAACUUCCCCUUCUACCUCCUCUGUAGCUCCUGCAGGGAAAAGUAUCUCGCUGCCAACAAUAAUGAUCAGAAUUCAAGGAGUGAAAGGACAAAAGGCCUGACAAGUGAUCUGAUUGGCCGCUUGGACAGCACCUCCGAUGAUGACUGGGAACUAAACCACCAAGACGAGAGUGACCAAGGCAGACUGACAGGACUGGAGGACUGUGGCCUCCUGUUGAGACCACUAGGCCUGACUGAAAAGAAGCUGGUGCCGGACCCCAUCACCUUCACUGAACCCGAUCCACUGGGAGCGUUGGUCUAUAGCUCGGAGGAUCCUCUGAGGGCCAAUCCCAAAGGGGAUGCUAUUGUGGAGCCGAAAAUUUCCCUGAGUCUUGGGCAGCAGGCCAUAUCUCUAAAGGACUCUCAUGACCGCCUGAAAGCACUAAGAAGAGUGACCUCCACAGCUCAGAUCCUGCUGGCGUACAGCAUGGUGAUGCGAGCUCUUUCUCAAACCUCCUGCAGCCCGUCUGGCGGGCUGGACUCCUUGGGUCUGGCAGACAUCCGCAUUCUGGUGCGACUCAUGACGCUCGCCGCAGCGGGCAGGGAGAACACGUGUGCAGACAGACGGUCCGAGGGCGAGGGGCCAGCUUCCGAGCGCGCCAACUCCAGCUGCCUCAGCUUCCUAACGGCGGCCAUCGGCAGCGUCGUGUCCCACAGCCCCACCGCCUACAGGCAACUGGUGGAGAUAUGUACUCAGGAUCUGAUGGCAGCGGCAACUGGGGUAAACAUUUUCAGUAGCUAUGUGCAACAGCGACCGUGCCUGACAGUCAGCGUGGUGUCUGCCACUGCCCAACAACAACAAGAGCAGCAGCAGCAGCCAAAGGAGUGCAACGAGCACCCAGCGUCCUUUCUGGUCACACAGAGUCUCGUGGCCUUGCUCACCGAGAAGGGCGCUCACUGCUACGGUGCUGACAAGCCUGAAUACGAGACUCACGAUGCAGGAUACCAGGGGAUAUCUUCCACUUGUCCUUCUGCCCAUCGCGGCACCAGAGUGGGCCCUCUCGAGCUGGCCAACGCUCUGGCGGCAUGCGCGCUCUCCACCAUGCUGAGCAGCCAACACCGCCAGUGGGCGACGCAGCGGCUGCUACAGGCCUUGGCCACGACCGGGCACGACGGACCCGGCCGAGCCCAGACCUACAGUGACCUCGCAGGUGAUCUGCGCAAAUGUCCCAUCAGGAGGCUGGAAGGACACUAUAAUAAGGUGGCCACUUGUUUGUGGAACAGUGAGCAGAGUCUCCUGGCUACUUGCUCCCAGGAUAAAGUGGUACAGCUGUGGAGCAUCAGCGAUAACAAUGCCCAGUUGCAUACCACCUUCUCCUGCAUAACCAGUAAAACGGACAGAACAAAUUCUGAGAGGGCUGGCAGAUAUCAUCACAUGUCAUUGCCUGUGUACUGGAGCACAGGGGGAGACUUCCUGGCUGCUCCAGAGAACAAACACAUCACCAUCAUGAACAUAAAAGGCUCUCACUGUCACAUUGAAACUCAAGCAUCCCGGGUCACGGCGCUGUGUUGGGCCGCCGCCUUUAGCUUGUGGCUUCUUGAUCAGCCACACAAACUCCGACCAACUGAGAGCUUGCUGAUUGGACGGCUGGACGGCUCUCUCUGCUGGCUGCGCGUCACCAUGCAGGAUGUCGACUUGGUUGUGAAGACAACUGAGCUCACUCACUGCUACAGGACAGAGGCUCCGCAGUGUGUGGCCUGGCACAGUGAGGAAAAGCCUUUUGCAGUCGGCUACCCGAGUGGAAAGAUCCUUUUGGCGAUGACUGAGACCUAUGAGAGUGAGCACCUGGUGGUGCUGCCCAUCUACCAGGACAGUGUCACUUGCCUCAAGUGGGAUCCCACAGGGCACCUACUGCUCUGCCUGGGCAGGGGCGAGGUAGUGCAAAUCCUGGGCUGCUCUGGGGGUGUGUGGGUGACUCUUCACUCCCUCACUCAUUCCAGCACAGUCAACGUCGCCGAGUGGUGCCCGCUCGCAGGCCAAGCCCCAGACCCCAUGCUUAUGAUUGCGACAGGUUGUCAGAAUGGCUCUGUGCAUGUGUGGACGUUGCCACAAGGGAGUGCUGCUGUGCCUCUGUCAACCACGCUGAAAAGCUCUUUGAGAGAGCGCAGAAGUGCCAAUGUCAUGGAGAGUGCAAAGUGUGUGUUUGUCCUCCAUGGUCACAUUACAGCAGUGAAAUCGCUAUCAUUUUGCUCUAGUGGUCUGGCUCUGGUUUCUGGAGGGAUCGGGGGGCUGCUCAACAUCUGGUCCUUACAGGAUGGUUCAGUGUUGCAGACUGUUACAGGUUUGGGAUCGGUCGUCAGUACUACAUGGAUCCCUAAAAUCGGUGUUGUGGCCUGUUUUGGAAGGUCAAAGGAUGUCUUGUUGAUCUGCUGUACCCCAGACUGGAUCGAUCAGAAUCAUGUGCUGGCUUCUUGCCGCAUGAUACUAAGAAGCCAAAGUAUCCUGGGUCUACAUCGGGCCCCUUGUUUGGCUGUGCUGCUGGAGAGGCUGCCCCUUUUGCUGCAGGAGCAGUAUGCAUAUGAGCAGGCCCACUUGGUCUCUGGUGACCAAUUAGUCAACAGUGCCUUCCUGCAGAGCCUGGCAUCCCUUGCUGUCGGUUUGUCCCUGGAGGAGCUCCUGUGCCAUUACCCUUGCCCGCCCCAUCACGCCAACCCCAACACCCGAUCCUGCCCUACCGAGUGGAACUGGCUCGCCACCUAUGCCACCACUGUGCGCAGUGCCGAGGCCAUCGCCAGCGGCACUGUCUUCCCGGAGUCCUUUGGAAUUCCAGAAUUUGAAGAGGGAGAUGAGGAUGAAAUCUCAAAAGCCCUGGACAAUAGUAAGUGGAGCUUCAGGAUGGAUGAACAGCUCAUGUCCUGGGCAACCACCCAACCCGAGGAAUGGCAGCAAGGGGGUAAAAGCGAAGUGUACCUGUGGGGGAACGGACGCUACGGACAGCUGGCGGGAAUGGCAACCAACCCCACGACGCCUACCUUAGCACCCUCUCUGCUAAAGACACAACAGGUGGUGUGUGGUCAGAACUGCACUUUCCUGGUUCAAUCCAAUGGGAGUGUGCUGGCGGUUGGAGAAGGACAGUACGGAAGGUUGGGACAAGGAAAUUCUGAUGACCUGUAUGUCCCUACUAUUAUCUGUUCUUUUCAAGGUUACGUGGUGACUCAGCUAGUGACGUCCUGCGGGUCAGACGGACACUCCAUGGCGCUGACUGAGACUGGGGAAGUGUUCAGUUGGGGGGACGGUGAUUUUGGGAAGCUCGGGCAUGGCAACACUGAAAGGCAAAGGAGACCAAAACAAAUCAAGGCCUUGCAAGGGGAAGAUGUCGUUCAGCUUGCCUGCGGUUUUCGGCAUUCUGCCGUGGUAACCUCCGAUGGGAAACUGUUCACCUUUGGCUGUGGGGAAUCGGGACGUCUGGGUCAACGAUCAACAUCCACUAAAAUGGUGCCAGAGAAGGUGGCUGCACUGGAGGGUUAUCAUGUUGGACAGGUGUCAUGUGGUCUCAACCACACACUGGUCUUGUCUGCUGAUGGAACAAUUGUAUGGGCAUUUGGAGACGGAGAUCACGGAAAAUUGGGAACCGGUUCCUCAACUGCAAAGUACUACCCUCAGAAAGUGGAGCAGCUGUGUAAUAAAGGAAUAAAGAAGGUCAGCUGUGGAACUCAGUUCUCCGUUGCCUUGGCUAGGGAUGGACACGUGUACACGUUUGGACAAGAGCGCCUGAUUGGCCUGCCCGACGCCAUGCUCAAGAACAAGUCAUGUCCUCAGGUGGUCCCGGCCCUGGAUGGGAAUUUCAUAGAGGACGUGGCCCUGGGCUGUGAACACGUCCUCGCCCUGUCCUCCACCGGCGACGUCUACGCCUGGGGGUGCAAUAGUGACGGACAGCUUGGUCUGGGACAUUCCAACCUGGUAAAGGAGCCCACCCUGGUGACAUCUCUCCAGGGGAAGAACAUCCGACAGAUCUCGGCAGGCCGCUGCCAUAGCUCGGCGUGGACCACGCCCUCUACAGCCAUUAAAACCUCAGGUGGUUACGGAAAUUUCCAGCUUGGUCUUCCACAGUGUGUCCCUCCCCAGUACAACACUUUGAAAGAUUGCAGUCCUCAUCUGCUCAGCAUGCGCCUCAGGGUGCUCCACCACUUCUCCGAUCUCAUGUUCAAGUCAUGGCGGCUGCUAAACCUGGAUGCCAAAAAUAUGGUGUGCACUUCGAGGUACAGUUCGGGGACUACAGCUAUCAUCCGUGGUGAACUCAGAGGUCUUCUAUCGCCUAAAGUCAAUACUCUGCCUCUAGUACGUUCAAUUGGCAGAACUAUGACCCAAGGAAAAACAUAUGGGCCACAGAUAACUGUGAAACGCAUUUCCACAAGAGGGCGCUCCAGCAAGCCAAUCUUUGUGCAAGUCGCCAAGCAAGUGGUGAGCUUGAACCCUUUGGAGCUGCGACUGCCGUCUAGAGCGUGGAAGGUCAAGCUCGUCGGUGAGGGAGCCGACGAUGCUGGUGGAGUGUUUGAUGAUACCAUAACAGAGAUGUGCCAGGAGUUGCAGUCUACUGUGGUGGACCUCCUGAUCCGUACCCCCAACAGCUUUGCCGAUGUGGGGAGUCACACUGACAGGUUCCUACUGAACCCAGCCGCUCUCUCCAAAGAUCACAUGGUCCAGUUUCGCUUCCUGGGCAUCCUGAUGGCAGUGGCCAUCCGUACCAAGAAGCCUCUAGACCUGUAUCUGGCGCCGUGGGUGUGGAAGCAGCUCUGCUCCAUGCCUCUGGGAGAGCCAGACCUGGAAGAAGUGGACCUCCUCACUUAUCGCACCUUACAGGGCAUUCUCCACUUGGAGAAUAGUGGCAUCACGGAGGACAACUUCCAUGUGAUGAUCCCACUGGAUUCAUUCGUGGCCUACAGUGCAGAUGGAAGCCUGGUUCCAGUGGUUCCUGGAGGCCAAAACAUUUCCCUCAACUUUUCCAACAGGACAGAAUAUGUGGAAAGAGCGCUGCAGUACAGACUUCAUGAAAUGGAUUCUCAGGUGGCGUCAGUCAGAGAGGGGAUGUCGGCCAUCAUUCCCGUGCCGCUCCUCUCGCUGCUGACCGCCCAGCAGCUGGAGCAACUUGUGUGUGGCCUGCCCGAGGUGUCGGUGGAGAUGCUCAAGAAGCUGGUGCACUACCGCGACAUCUCAGAGAGCCACCAGCUGGUGGCCUGGUUCUGGCAGAGCUUGGAGGAGUUCACCAACGAGGAGCGCGUUCUCUUCCUGCGCUUCGUCUCCGGCAGGUCCAGACUUCCGUCCAACCCGGCGGACAUGACCCAAAAGUUCCAGAUCAUCAAAGUGGAUCGGCCCAUCAAUGGCCUACCGACAGCGCAGACAUGCUUCUUCCUCCUGCGUCUUCCACCGUACACGAGCCAGGCGGUGCUGGCCGAGCGUCUGCGCUAUUCCAUACACAACUGCCCCUCCAUCGAUAUGGACAACUACAUGCUGACACACAACACGGAGCCCUUGGAGACCUCCGACACCGAGGAGUGAUGUCACCGUUAUAUGCACUGGCUUUUAAUUUAUAUUGACCCUGGAUGAGUGUUGUUGUUUUGCGUUUGUGUGAGAUAUUGUGUAUUUAUUGCAGGGCUUGAAUUGAGAAGCAACAAUUAUUAUUUCUUAUCAUAUAAGCCACUGAAUCAAUGUGCCUGUUUGUUCGAAGAUAAUUUAAGACUCUGGCAGUACUACUGUAAAAUAAAGAGUACUUACUUGUAUUGUGGUUUACACUGAC
Syngnathoides biaculeatus (alligator pipefish) is the source of this 15278-nucleotide messenger RNA. RefSeq names its product probable E3 ubiquitin-protein ligase HERC1. The record is from RefSeq and is a predicted model, not a curated record. Lineage: Eukaryota; Metazoa; Chordata; Actinopteri; Syngnathiformes; Syngnathidae. The transcript has 82 exons. Gene Ontology annotation, molecular function: ubiquitin-protein transferase activity; protein binding. Bases 665 to 15040 code for a protein of 4791 amino acids.